Molecule: messenger RNA, 6576 nt
Organism: Prinia subflava (tawny-flanked prinia)
Lineage: Eukaryota; Metazoa; Chordata; Aves; Passeriformes; Cisticolidae
Gene: NACC2
Product: NACC family member 2
Exons: 6
Coding region: 258-1997 (579 amino acids)
Biological process (GO): regulation of transcription by RNA polymerase II
Molecular function (GO): DNA-binding transcription factor activity, RNA polymerase II-specific; RNA polymerase II cis-regulatory region sequence-specific DNA binding; protein binding
Source: RefSeq, a predicted model, not a curated record
CCCCGCCCCGCGGGCGGCCCUGGCGCGGAGCCGCUGCCGGUGCCGGUCCCGCCGGGCCGGUCUGUGCGGCGGCUGCCGGCGCUGCUGGGCGAGGUCAGGGAAAGUCCAUGUGAGGAGCGGCUGGAAUCACUUCCUGCCGCCGCCCGGCCCCGCCGCGUCAGGCCCAGGGCAGCCUCGGGGGCCGGCGCCCCGCAGAUGUGCCCUACUUUGGAUAUCCCUGCAUUGAAUGUCUGAGGAGCUCCAGCCGACCCUGAGCCAUGUCGCAGAUGUUGCACAUAGAGAUUCCCAACUUCGGGAACACCGUUCUGGGCUGCCUCAACGAGCAGCGGCUGCUGGGGCUCUACUGCGAUGUCUCCAUCGUGGUGAAGGGCCAAGCCUUCAAGGCUCACCGGGCCGUGCUGGCCGCCAGCAGCCUCUACUUCCGAGACUUGUUCAGUGGCAACAGCAAAAACGCCUUUGAGCUGCCGGGGACCGUGCCCCCAGCCUGCUUCCAGCAGAUCCUGUCCUUCUGCUACACCGGCAAGCUGACCAUGGCAGCCAGCGAGCAGCUGGUGGUGAUGUACACGGCGGGCUUCCUGCAGAUCCAGCACAUCGUGGAGAAAGGCACGGACUUGAUGUUCAAGGUCAGCUCGCCCCACUGUGACUCUCAGACCACCAUGAUCGAAGACCCCAGCUCGGAGCCGCAGAGCCCCUGCAACCAGCUGCAGUCGGCCUCGGCGCCCUACGUCAUGUCCCCCUCCAUGCCCAUCCCGCUGCUGACGCGCGUCAAGCACGAGAACCUGGAGCUGCAGGCCCUGCCCGGCCUGCCCGGCAAGCGGCCCCUGGAGCCCGGCGCGCGGGACGGGCCCGGCGGCGCCGGCGGCGCCAGCGCGGCGCCCCUGAAGCUGUCGCGCGUCUCCUACUACGGCGUGCCCAACCUGGCCACGCUGCUGCCCAACGUGCAGCAGGUGCAGUACUCGCAGGGGGAGCGCACCAGCCCCGGCGCCAGCAGCAUCCCCACCACCGACAGCCCCACGUCCUACCACAACGAGGAGGAUGAGGAGGAUGAUGAGGCCUACGACACCAUGGUGGAGGAGCAGUACGGGCAGAUGUACAUCAAGUCUUCGGGAGGAUACUCUGUUGCCCAGGAGAAGCCGGAGCAGAUCCCGCUGGAGAACCGCUCGUGUGUGCUGAUCCGCCGGGACCUGGUGGCCCUGCCCGCCAGCCUCAUCAGCCAGAUCGGCUACCGCUGCCACCCAAAGCUCUACUCCGAGGGGGACCCCGGCGAGAAACUCGAGCUUGUCGCAGGCUCAGGCGUUUACAUCACCCGGGGGCAGCUGAUGAAUUGCCAUUUGUGUGCUGGUGUCAAACACAAGGUCCUGCUGAGGCGUCUCCUGGCCACCUUCUUCGAUCGGAACACUCUUGCCAACAGCUGCGGAACUGGAAUCCGGUCCUCCACCAGUGAUCCCAGCAGGAAGCCCCUGGACAGCAGGGUCCUCAACGCAGUCAAAUUGUAUUGUCAGAAUUUUGCCCCGAGCUUUAAGGAGAGCGAGAUGAACGUGAUCGCGGCCGACAUGUGCACCAACGCGCGGCGCGUGCGCAAGCGCUGGCUGCCCAAGAUCAAAUCCAUGCUGCCCGAGGGGAUGGAGAUGUACCGCACGGUGAUGGGCUCCUCCACAAACACUGUCCCCCUGGAGCCCGACUUCCAGCCCAACGCCGCUCAGGUCUUCGAGCAGCGCAUCUAUGCAGAGAGGAGGGGCGACUCGGGGACUAUCGUAGCCUUGAGAACUAACACAGUGAAUGUAGAGCUGAGCAACGGCUCCAGCCAGUCCUUCGAGCAGGGCGAGGACGCCGAGGGCUCCGCCGGCUCCGUCAUCCAGGAGGCGGCAGCGGCCACGGACGCGCUGGCGCCGGAAACCCAAAGCACUCCGCAGCCUUUUGAGCAGGGCUCGGGCUCCCCGAGCCGGCCCGAAACCCCCGUGAGGAGACAGGAUGGUACCUAUGGAGGGACUUUAUAAAGAGAGCAAACAUUUCAUGACCUAUAAGGGAUCUGUAAUACUAAAGCUGCUUGCAUGCGUUACUAAUACAAAACAAACAAAAAAAAAUGUGAUCAAGCCACUUACCUACUGAACUGCUACUGUUGCCUGAAAAAAAUGUGAUUUUUAUUCUGCUUGUAUUUAAAAUUUAUGAAGGAAAUAAUCGCAUUCGUUAUACUGUAAACGACUAGGUCUGUGGCGACCUACUUAAAAAAAAUAUUGGGCUCCUUUUUUGAUAUUCCUGAGGUUAGUCUAUAAGAUUGUAGCUUUUUCUUUUUUUGUUUUUUCCUUUCCUUUUUUUUUUUUUUCUUUUGGGUUUUUGUUUUUUUGUUUGUUUGUUUGUUUUAAGAAGGGGAGGAGAAAAGCUAGCCACCCCCCACCCACCACCACCACCACCCCGUCAUCACCCCAUCCAUCACUCAGCUCAGAAGUAAAGCCAUGGUUAACCUUGUCCUCUAAGGAGAGUUUUGUCACUGAACAGGAAAGCGAGGCGUGUUCGGGUGCAGGUGCUGUGAGUGGCCGUGUUUGUCUCGGGAUGGGCUGGGGGAAAUCGUGACCGUGCUGGUGCCCGGAUCCCUCUGGAGUCAGAGGGAGCCCUGGCCGUGGGUGCUGCUGUCCCGGGGGGAUCCCUGGGGUGGGGAUGGUUCAGGCUGGUGUGUCGGGAGGGCAGCGUGGGGUGCAGGUGGAGAGCCUGGCCGCCGUGGUGGCCGUGGUCUGCUUUUAGCCAAAACUGCUGGGUUUGGGGUUGGUUUCUCUCUCCCUUUCUCCCUCCCAGCGACUCCUUUUCCUUUGCUUCUCCGUGUUUGCACCUUCACCUCCCCACGCCUGGCAGCCGGGCUCUGUCACCCCUCUGCACCCCAGGGCGUGCAGGUGCUGGGGCACCCCCUGGGAGGGGAGGAGCCCCCCUCAGGGUGUGAAGGAAUUUAGGGAGGAAUCUGAGCAUGGAGAGCGCGUUGUUCUUGCUCCAAAGGGCAGGAGUCGGGAGCUGCUGGUGCUGGCUCCUGGCAGCAUCCGCGCCGGAGGCAGAGCUCAGUGCGUGCAGAGCUCACCCUCUGCCCCCUCCCUCCUCCCCAGGCCAACCAGGCUCUCUCUUUUUAAAAAUUUGGAGUGUAUUAGUUGCAAAAACUAAAAAAAUGAGCUCUGUGCCCUUCUGUGAAGAGGUUUUGGGGAGGAGGAGGCUCUUUGCCUCCUGCUCGCCCUCCCGCAGCCCCUUCUGGGGAAAACCCAAUGUGGAGUUCUUGUCUUUAUUUUUGUUCUUGCGGGCUGAUGCCUGUCCCCAGGCUGUGGGGGCUUUGGUGGCCUCGGGCAGGGACUUGUGGAUGUCCCUGGAGCCUGGUGGGCUGCAGGUACCUGCUCUGUCCCUUUACAGACCCCGGGGUGCUGGGGCCAGGCUGGGGGACCCACGGGGGUGGCAUUGCUGGGGUGCCCCCAGGCGAUGGGGACAGUGCUGUGAAAGCCGAGUUUGGCUUUUCCCUUUCUUUCCUUCCCUUUUUUAAUGAUGAUUGUUUUUACUGUGACUUAACGACCUGCUUUAAUGGCACUUGCAGCUUGUUCUUUAACACGUUUGGGACUAGGAACAAGGUGCACAAGGAGUCACUUUUUGGCUGCUGUGGCUGUGCUCCUCUUUUCUUUCCUGCUUUGAUUCCCUAAUCCAGACAGCGCUUUGCUCAGGGUUUUCUUCCUUCUUUGUAUUUCCAUUGGGAAAGGGGGAGCGGGGAGAGGAUAACCCAACUUUUGGCCAUUUGUUUCGUUUUCUUUGAUACUUGAAGCAGAUUUUUUUUGCAUCGUAAAUAACGAGGCUGCCCAGCCUGUGCCGCUGCUCCUGACACAACAAAGCAGUGAUGGGGAGGGGGGUCCUGCCCCACGUCGGGUUUUGGCACAGCUUUUUUGGGGGGACUGAUGCCCCAGACCAGGUUUUGGGGGGCUGAUGCAGGUGCAGAGGUGUGGGAUGCUUCGGAGGAGUGGGAAUGGGCACGGCUCUAUUUGCACUUUACCCACGUCACUAAACAAACCCGGGGACCACGGGCUGAGCUCGGGGGGGGGUUUGUCCCCAGCCAUCCCCGGGGACAAGAGCAAUUCCUUGGCCCUGGGGUGUCCCCGUGCUGCUGGAGGGCAGCUCAGCCAGCUUGGUGGGGCUCACGUUUGGCUGAGCACCCUCUUGAUCCCCCAAACCCAAAUUUGGGGUUUGCCAAAAGUUUGAGGCGAGCUGGGAGCGAGAUCAAAAGUCGUCCCUUGUGUGUGUGUCUGUGUGCAUAUAUAUAAAUAUAAAUAUAUAAAGAAAAGCUAUUGCAGAGGAUUCCCCCUCCUCCUUUCUGGCACUUGCUGGGGGUGGGGAGCAGGCUGAGCCCCCCGGCCGGGGGCUGCUCUUGGCUGGAGGGAUUAAUUCUGGACCAAACCUGUUCCCAGACAGCCGGCGGGGCCACCGGGGGGGCAGCAGCAAAGUACUUGAAUGGCUUAGGACAGAGAGUCUGGAGAGAGUCAAGUUGCACAGUGAAAAAAUAUAUUUUUAUACCUAGCACAACUUCCUGUAUAUUUUGGGGUUGUUUUUUUUUUCUUUCAUUUUAUUUUCUUUCCUUUUUUUUUUUUUUUUUUCCUGAUUUGGGUUUGUUUUAUUAAUUAUUAUUAUUAUUAUUAGGAAGGCAAACUUCUAAAAUGUGAAGGGCGUUGGGUUUUUCCUUAUCUGGUAGAUGAGGGCAAGCAUUUUGCACUAAUGUUUCCUGUGUGUGGAGGAUUAAUGAUAUGUUUGAAAAUGUUAUGUGGUGAUGAUUGUAUUCUUCCGAGAAAAAAAAACAACAAAAAAAAAAAAAGGCAAAAAAAAAAAUAACCCUUAAAACUGAAUGUAAGGUGAGAACAGAGCAGUCCAUCGAUUGUAUGCGGCUUUCCUGAGUGCCUUAGAAUUUUUUGAUCAUUUUUUUUCCAAGGAAAACAGAUUAAGAAGAUCAGAUCAUAACCGACUCCUUCCUCCUCUUUGUUUACGACACUAUUUUAAAUUCUAGAAUUUUGGGGCUGCUUUAUAAUGUGAAUAGGAAACUGCAUUCAUCUAGGUCUGACAGUGUAAAAUCAGAGCAUCAGUAUUUAUGGUAUGUCUGCACCUUUAUUCUUAUGCUUGACUAUUAGCAAUAUUACCUGUAUAUUCUAUAUCUAAAGUUAUACCAAGCACCUUUAACGAGCGCAGAGUGUAAAAGCACCCGAGUUCCCUGUAUAGGACCAGCUCCUCUCCUCCUCGUUAGCGCUAAUUAAACACCGCUUUGCCGAGGGGCUGCAUGACCCUCUGCCACCCCCGGGGUCCCACGGGUGACAUUUGGUGACAUCUGGUGACGUUCGCCGCCUUUCCCGGCGGUGAGGGGUGGCUGAACCCUCGGAGCUGUGAUCUCCCCUUGCCCACCCAGCGCCCCGAAACUGGAACUGCCCGCGGGGUUGGGGGGCAGAGUCCCCUCCGUGGUGUCACCCAGGGGUGUCCCCAAGCCCUCGUCCCCCCGGGGUUGUGCUCACAUCCCUCGUUUUUCUGGAAUUGCCUCGCUGCGAAUGGAGAGGGACCCGUGGGACGCCGGGCUGAGCCCCAGAGUGACCCCAGAGUGUCCCCAGAGUGUCCCCAAGGUGUCCCCAGCUGUCCCCUCAGCCCCCCAUGGCCAGUCCGCAGCCAUCCCGGGAUUCAACUGCUGUUCCAAGUGUUCCUGCUGUUCCAAACCGUGCUGGGAGCAAUCCAGGGGGCGAGUGGGACACGCUCACAUUGGAAACCCCUCCACUCCUCCUUGAGUUUCUUCCACUGUUAAAAAGCGUUUUGCACACACACACAAAAAAAAAAAAAAAUCUAAAAAAAUAAAAAAAAAUCGUGAUUUUUAUGUCAAAGUUAAAGAAAAAAUAAAAAAAAGCCAAAACUUGCAAUACUAUUUUUAGCAGACAAGAAUAAAGAAAAAGAAAUAAAGAAGAUAAUUAAUAAAUAAUAAAAAACAACUGAGUAUAAAUGUAUAAAUAUUUUUGACUUGAACAUUUGGAUGGCACUUGAUUCAAAUAGAACAUUAAUCCUUUGGACAGAAUGUUUGGGGAAAAAAAAAAAGGACUUAAAGUACAAGGUUGUUUUUAAAGCGUCUUCAUAGGGUCUUAAGUAGUACUGUAAUUCAUGACUGUUAAAAAUACUUUCUGUGCUGUAAGGAAAUCUCACAGUACCACUGAAUUAUGUUCCUCAACUGUCUCAGCCACGAACGAUGCUAGCUUCUUUUUUUUUUAUUUUUUUUUAUUUUAUUUUAUUUUUUAUCGUGCAUUAUUCACCAGUAUUUAUGUGCUCUUACUCUGUAUAGUUCAGACUGUUAUUUUGUAGCCAUGGCUGACACGAUAUAUCAGUAACUAAACAAAAAAAAAAAGAGAGAGAGAGAAAAAAGAUGAAGACACCGCCCCCCUCCCCGAGCUGGAACUGUGCUCAUAGCUGUUUUCAUAUGAUGAAAAAAAAUCCAUUUAGAAAACAAAAUAAACAACAAAAAAAAAACCAACCCGAUGUGAUCAUUAAUUGUAAAACGCUUUGUAAAAUUCACAUUUACAAAAUAAUAAAGUAAAUUACAAUUAA